GUUUAUCUCGAUUGAUGUAUUGUCAUAAUCAUUGGAGGUUGAAAUUUAAGCUGUAAUUUUGAUUAAUUGCACAUGUCUAACGUCCGUGUGGUUUGUUCUGACAGAAACCCAAACAGCAGCGUCCAGAGAGCCCACAGGAAGGUCCACAACGACCCGACGCUGCGCAUCCAGAACCUGUCCAUCCUCGUGCAGCAGAUCAAGUCCUGCUAUCAGGAGACGCUGCAGCAGCUGGUGGUGAUGUCACUUCCUGACGUGCUGGUGCUGGGCCGGACUCCUCUGAGCGAGCAAGGACUGGAGGAGAUGAGGAAGAUCCUGCUGCUGCUGCUGGGCUGUGCUGUACAGACUGAACAGCCAAUCAGAGGCCUGAUGGAGUCAGAGGGGCGGAGCAGGACUCUGGAGAGGGACAGUGGGCUCAGCUCUCUGCACUCCGCUCCAUCGCCCGGUGAGUCGAGCAUGAGACGCACGGAGAGCGUGCAGCAUCUGUCGGUGGAGCUGGCCGAUGCUAAAGCCAGGAUCAGACGCCUGCGGCAGGAGCUGUGA
Sinocyclocheilus grahami is the source of this 540-nucleotide messenger RNA. Its product is annotated as girdin-like. Gene Ontology annotation, molecular function: dynein light intermediate chain binding; microtubule binding. Lineage: Eukaryota; Metazoa; Chordata; Actinopteri; Cypriniformes; Cyprinidae. Gene Ontology annotation, cellular component: centrosome; cytoplasm. The transcript has 4 exons. Gene Ontology annotation, biological process: cytoskeleton-dependent intracellular transport; cytoplasmic microtubule organization. The record is from RefSeq and is a predicted model, not a curated record. The coding region runs from base 73 to 540 and encodes 155 amino acids.